CCGCUGCCCCGUGCACGUCUGCUCCUAGCUUCCCUGCGUCCGCGUUGACCCCGCACCACCACUUGCAAUGCCUUGGGACCUCAUCAAGCUCAACGACGGAACUAGCAUUCCCAGUAUUGCGUACGGGACGUGGACGCUGGGGAACGGCGACAGUACGACCGAAUGGGUUGACCAAGCCAUCUCUGUAGGCUUCAGCCACGUUGACACCGCCCAGGCAUACGGGAAUGAGCAAGAAGCAGGAAAGGCUAUCCGUGAGAGCGGCCUCGCGCGCGAGGACAUAUACGUUACCACCAAGUUCUCCGGAAGAGACGGCCUCAGCAUCGAGGACUCUAUCCAAAACAGCUUGAAGAACCUGGGAAUCAAGUAUGUGGACUUGUACCUGAUACAUCAUCCCCGCCUCGCCACCCCGGAUAUCCCGACGGCAUGGGCGAAGUUGGAGCAGCUCCAGAAGGACGGUCUCGCAAAGAGCAUUGGCGUCAGCAACUUCGGUAUACCUGAGCUCACAAUCCUCCUCAACUCUGCCAAGAUCAAGCCCGUCGCGAACCAGAUCCUCUUUCACCCUUACGUUCUCGACCGGCAGCUGCCCAUCGUCGAGUUCGGCAACGCCCACGGCAUCGUCAGCGAAGGCUACUCGACGCUCAUCCCGCUCACGCACCAGCCGGGCGGGCCGGUCGACGCGCCGGUGAACGCGAUCGCGAAGCGCCUCAACGCGAAGCCGGAGCAGGUUCUGCUCGCUUGGGCGAAGGCCAAGGGCGUCGUCGUCGUGACGUCGAGCACGAAGAAGGAGCGGCUGGAGGGAUACUUGGCCGCUGGGGACCUCCCUCUCACCGUGGAGGACAUAGAGAGCAUUGACGAGGCCGGGAAGAAGGGGGCGAAGGGGCUGGCCGUGCGCACGUUCGUGCGCCGCGCUGCGGUUGUCGCGCUUGCUGCUGCUGUCGGGUUCGGGGUCGCUUCGUUUCUGGGCAUCGACAUCUUGUGAAGCCGAUCACACCUUCCUGGAGACUCUGACAUUCCCAUUCGUCGAGUAUUUCGCUUAGUGUAAGCUUGAAUAUGUAGCAAUGAAAAUGUCAGAUUAUGGAGCCUGUCUC
Molecule: messenger RNA, 1088 nt
Organism: Dichomitus squalens LYAD-421 SS1
Lineage: Eukaryota; Fungi; Basidiomycota; Agaricomycetes; Polyporales; Polyporaceae
Product: Aldo/keto reductase
Exons: 7
Coding region: 68-979 (303 amino acids)
Molecular function (GO): oxidoreductase activity, acting on NAD(P)H as acceptor
Source: RefSeq, a predicted model, not a curated record